Molecule: messenger RNA, 1460 nt
Organism: Cinclus cinclus
Lineage: Eukaryota; Metazoa; Chordata; Aves; Passeriformes; Cinclidae
Gene: RABEPK
Product: Rab9 effector protein with kelch motifs
Exons: 6
Coding region: 31-1212 (393 amino acids)
Molecular function (GO): protein binding
Source: RefSeq, a predicted model, not a curated record
GCCGGCCCGGCCCGGGCAGCGGGCCCCGCGAUGGCGCCGCGGGCGCUGCCGCUGCUGCAGCCGGGCCGGCGGCCGCGCCCGGGACAGUGGUACCGGCUGAGCCCGCGCGGGGAGCGGCCCCGGGGCCGCGUGGGACUCGGCUGCCUCCUCCUGCCCGGCCGCGUCCUGCUGCUGGGCGGUGCCGACCCCUCCGGGGCCUUCGCGGACGCGCAUUUCGUGGAGUUGGGUGAGGGCCGGGCCGGGCCUGGGCUGGAACCGGGACCGCGACCGGGACCGGUCCCGGGUCCGAUCGCCUGUCCCCCGUCCACAGCCCCGCUCCGCUGGGUCCCUGCCGGCUGGCGCGGACUGAGACCGCGCUACGAACACGCGACGUUCCUGCCCGCCACCGGCCCCCCGCGCCUCUGGGUGUUCGGCGGUGCCCAGCCCGCGGGGAACCGCAGCUGCGUUCAGGUGCUGGACCCCGAAAUGGGAACGUGGGAAAGCCCUGCAGUGAGGGGGGUGCAGCCACAACCUCGGACAUUCCACACGUCCUCGGCGGCCAUCGGAGCCCGUCUGUUCGUGUUCGGGGGUGGAGACAAGGGAGCAGAGCCGGUUAAAGACCAGCGGCUUCACGUGUUCGACACAGCCACCCUGACCUGGUCCCAGCCAGAGACUCACGGUGAUCCCCCUUCUCCUCGGCAUGGACAUGUCGUGGUUGCAGUUGGGACCAAACUCUUCAUCCAUGGAGGUUUAGCUGGAGAUGUUUUUUACAAUGACCUAUUUUGCAUUGAUACAAAUGACAUGAGAUGGGUGAAGAUCCCAGCCACUGGGGACAUCCCUGGAGGACGGGCAUCCCACUCCUCAGCAGUGUUCCAGGACCACUUGUACAUUUUUGGUGGAAUAGGUCCAGAUGGAACACUGGAUACUACAUACAAGUAUCACACAGGAAGGCAGCAGUGGACACUCCUGCAGUUUGAAUCUCCCUUGCCCAGUGGGAGGCUGGACCAUGCCAUGUGUGUCAUUCCCUGGCAGGCUGGGUCACACGGGGACACAGGAGACGCCCCAGCUGGGACAGAGCCACCUCUGCCAGCAGGUGACAAAGCUGAGCCCCUCCAGCAGGGCCCAGGUGAGGGCUGUGCUGAAGACACCUUUGUCCACCUGCUGUUCGUGUUUGGGGGGAUGGACACACAGGGGCAGAUACACCGGGACUGCCUGGUCACCCUCAUUGAGUAGCGUCCCACAGCACCAUCCCCCUCCCGUGGGGUUACUUCUGUCCCUUGGGCAGCUGGCACAGUGCUGACACCCCUGAGGACAGGGGCUCUGCCUGAACACGGUCCUCCUGCAGCCCCAGCCCAGGGAACAUGGCAAGAGCCAAGGUGCUUCAAGGCACUGCUGGAGCUGGCACAAGACAAGGUCAUUCUGGACUUAACUAAUCCCAUGGAUUGGAUAAGGAUCAGUUAAAUAAAGAGACCAAAUUUCAA